AUGGAACAACCUCAAGAUCAUACAUAUUCCCAUGUAGAAUCCGGAUCUCCUGGUGGGAACUCGGAGGCUUCUGUUAAAACAACCAAGAGGAGGGCCAGACAGGCAAGACUUCGACGUACAUACAAUGAUUAUAAGAAACUUCAUCCCCAGGGUAACCUGUGUCAACGUUGUGCUGGCAUAAGCUGGACAGACCUUCUCUCUGGAGAGGCUUAUGAUGAGGACGACAAAUGGGAUGAAUUGAAGUUAUUCAGCGUCCCUGAGACAAGUCAGGAGCUCUCUGCGUCGUCCUGUCCGCUGUGUCGACUGAUGAGCUCCGAUCAAAUGUUCGGAAAGGACCCCAGUCGAACCCUUAGCGUUUACAACGUCUACCGCACUGUGGAAUAUGACACGAGUCAUGAUAGGAACGGUUGGAAGCAGUAUACCCCAGGCCUCACAUUGUUUGUUAGCCCUGCUUCUCAAGCGGAAUUUCGGUUUGCUGAUCGAGAGUACGUCCUACAAGACGCGUGUCCAGAUACCCAAGGCUAUGUACUCCGCAAGCUUGACCCUGAAAAUAUCGACUACGAGGUUCUUCGUCGUUGGUUGAGGUACUGCAAGGGUCAUCACAUAGCAUGUGAUCACACCUACGUUUCAUUCAUUCCUGGCCUCAAAGUCAUCGACUGCACCACCGGAAAAGUCAUUGAUGCACCUGAGGAUAGCGCUUUCCGUUAUUUAGCGUUGUCUUACGUCUGGGGUAGUAUCCAAAGUUCUGGAAUAGAUCAAGAUGAAUUUCCUGCGACAAUAUGCGACGCCAUCACCGUCACGGUGCAACUAGGAUACAGAUACCUAUGGGUUGAUCAAUAUUGUAUCAACCAGUUGGCUGGGGGACACAAACAAGCUCAGAUACAACUCAUGGGCCGCAUUUACGCCGAGUCAGAGCUUGUCAUCAUCGCUGCAGCCGGCAGCUCAUCCGAAUAUGGACUACCUGGUGUUAGCGUCAAAGCUAGAGAAGCCCAGAGAAGAAUCCGACUGGAAAAAGAUGUUGAGUUGAUCGCAAUGAACGUACCGGAUCAUAUACUACCCAAGAGUACCUGGGCGCAAAGAGGCUGGACUUACCAGGAGGGUUAUCUGGCAACGCGUAGACUCGUCUUCACAGACAAGGAGGUUUUAUACGUAUGCAACCAAGGAGCAUGGCAAGAGUCUGUGCAGCGACCUGCCAUGGAAAACGACGGCCAAUACUUGACGAUGGCGAACGAAUGUUUUCCUAGAAUGGGUCUAUCCCCACACAACAGUCGGAAGGCGGUCUAUCGUUUUCUCGACAACUAUUCGCGCAGAAAGCUAUCCUACGAUAGCGAUAUUCUGAACGCCUGCACUGGAGUGUUGAAUAGACUUGUGAGCCACCACUUCUGGGGCACGGUAGCUCCACGCGUGGAUGUUCGCCGAUGUAACUCGCUCUGUCUAGAGUGGCGCAGCUGGAAUCCAGGCCAAAGAAGACAAGGUUUUCCGUCUUGGUCCUGGGUGGCGACCGCCGGUCCAAAAAUGAUCCCUUCAUGCGCUUGGGGAGAUCACAAUGAAGGCUACGUUGCGUACUUACGCACAACUGAUGGACGCUGGCUGUUCCCAGAGGAGCAGCAUGAAAACCGAAGUGACCCUUUACCCAUGAACUUUGGCCCUACUCUACGUCUUAGAGCUACACUCUACACAGCUUCUUUGAGCACUGACACAAAGCAUAUAUACACGGAGGGACAUCACAAACCAAUGGUCGUUUUCCAGUCUACUGAUCGGAAUCGCGGUGAAGUCGAAGUUUUCUUCAAGCUGUGGCUUGACGCUGAACUCACAGAAUCGGACUUGGUGAACGCUAUUAUAGCAAUACUUGUCUCUGGCAGCACUGAACACUUAACACCUUUCAACAUGGGUCCCGCUUUCAUGAUCCUUCAGGCAGUAGGACAUCAUUACAAGAGGAUCGGCAUCACAGACUAUGAGGAUCGUUGCUGGGUUCAAGAAAAGAAAACAGGGAUGAUAUGGAUGAAAGAUCCUGAUGUCAUGUUGUCAUACGAUGUCUGUAGAGGUAGUGAGGAGUUCAUCUAUAUUGAGUAA
Messenger RNA from Alternaria burnsii, 2073 nucleotides. RefSeq lists its product as uncharacterized. The transcript is spliced from 2 exons. Bases 1 to 2073 code for a protein of 690 amino acids. NCBI's taxonomy places the organism in Eukaryota, Fungi, Ascomycota, Dothideomycetes, Pleosporales, Pleosporaceae. The record is from RefSeq and is a predicted model, not a curated record.